This is a messenger RNA of Drosophila sulfurigaster albostrigata, 3680 nucleotides long. RefSeq lists its product as uncharacterized. The transcript has a single exon. The record is from RefSeq and is a predicted model, not a curated record. Bases 1008 to 2075 code for a protein of 355 amino acids. Lineage: Eukaryota; Metazoa; Arthropoda; Insecta; Diptera; Drosophilidae.
CUUAGCUGAACGCUUUGAGGUGGCUUCAAACACUUUUCAGGGUGCCAACUAUUUUUAGUAGGUCACGAAAGUAAUCCCCUCAAGUAUCUGUGGCCAUCAGCCGCCAAACAAUUGCAGUUAAUGAGGGAAACUAGCAAUUAAUUAGUCAAGGAUAAGAACGAAAUUGCAGGCGUAGCAAAGUGCGAAGUGCGAACUGUGGCAAGUUGAGAUUCUGUGGCGUGGGGCAAGUUCAUUUCACGUGAAAAGCAGCCGCGUCAAUGCACACAAGUUGGAAGCAAGAGUUUUCCACUGUCAAUAGUCAAUUUUUUGCUAAACUUAGGUCCGCUGGGAAAGCGCUUUGAGGGAAAUCGCUUGUGAAAAUGAGUCGCUGGGGUCGCCGCUGGUGGAUGACGUGCAAGGGUCACGUUCCCAAUCACGCAGCAGUCGGAGCACAAAGUCUAAAAACUAAAAAGUGCAACACCGUCGUUGCCUCUUUUGUGUUAUUCGUAGGCGUGUGUGGCAAGUGGCAAGUGUGGCAACAACAGGCAGCAAGAGUCACGUUGACGUUUCGCAAAGGAAAACACUUUCACACUUUCGUACUUUCACACUUAAAAAACGACGAGGCAACAGGUUGUAUGUCUGGAAAAAAAACAAAAUGUGUGAGAGCUCACGUUGUGUUGUGGUUGCCACGACUGCUGUUGUGGCACUGACGAACGCUUGGAGUUCGUCAGGAGAUGAACCGAACUGCUGUGCGUUUUGGCCAUCGCACGAAGUGUCCUCGUCGUGGCCAAAGGAUGUGGCCAACAGGCGGAGGGAGCAGGCGACAACGAAUCGACACGAAGGUUAAACGCGAACGCGCUCGACAUUGAGUGCAACUAUAAAAGACGCAGCACGGACGCCUGCUCCAGCAGUCAGUGCCAAGACGUCGCGCUAAAAGGCAACUUCAAAGUGCAAAAAACCAAAACCAAAAAGAAAUCUAAAAAGCAAAAACAAAGUGAACUAAAAAGAACUUUAACUCUUAUCGUGAGAUGGAUACGCUAUCGCCAAACAAUUGCUCCAAGUCGAGUUCCAGCGGCAGUUCCGCGACCAGCUCCUCCAUGGAUCUGGGUGGUGACAAGAACAAGUCAACGAAGCAGCAGCGUCAACGAGCUCAAAAGUUGUCGAGAUCGCGGAGUUUGCUGCAGUUGCUGAGCAAACAUCUGGGCAGACAUUUCCAGCAUCAUCAUCAUCAGAAUGACACCGUCUACAGCAGCCAGGAUGACAUACGCAGCUCCUCAACGGAUUCCUUCAGUUUGAGUUAUGAACGUGGUUCGCGCAACGAGUGCUUGGAGGAGGUGUUACAUGGUGGCUCGAGCUUGGACUUGGAGAACACAUCGCGCACUUCGUCGGCUUCGUAUUCGCCUGGUCUGGAGUUCUAUGACAACAACACACACAUCUAUGUGGAGACUGUUUAUCGUCCGGGCAGCGCAAUGGAGCAAUUGCAGCCUCAUCACUAUCACGAUGACAACAGCAGUGUCGAGGACGUUGAGGAUGAGGACGAGGACGAUGCUGAGGUGCAGCAUGUGGAUGAGAAUGAGAAUCUCAAGUUGAAUGCGGAGCCACAGCCACGUUCAGCAUCGGCGGCUUCAGCUGGCGCUGCGACAACAGCAACAUCAACAGCAACAACAAAAGGUGGACUGCACUUGAGUCGCAUUUCGAUCUCAUCAUCAGUCAGUCGCAUGUUGCAACAUUUCUCCACAUCGGCGGCAACAACGGCCACCGCAUCGUUGCGUUCGCUGUCCUGCAGCAGCACACCGUUGCGACAGUUGCGUGUGUCGCCGAUGAAAAAGUCACCGCACGGCAGCAACAACUGUCACAGCAGCAGCAGCAGCAGCAACAGCAGUUGCAGCAGCAGUCACAGCAACAGUCACAGCAGCAGCAACAGCCACAGCAACAGCAACAGCAACUCAUCGAAGUCUGGCAAAAAGGAUAAGAAGCAGCAGAGCAUAUUGCGACCUCCAGUUCAGUAUGUUUACAUGAAGGGCAUGUCCGGAUUGUAUUCGCGGGUGCCCAGCUACGCGGUCUGCUGUCCCUACACAUUGCACCACAUGUAUUAGAAAGAGAGAGAGAGCGAUAGAGCGAGUGCGAAAGAGAUGGUCACGAAGAGGCGUCAUCGCGGCGAGGACAUUGCCCAGCACAACACACAAUGCUGAAUGUUGAAUGCUGAAUGCGGGUGAAGGCCAAUGCCAAUUUUUUCGGGUUGGGGGGCGGGUAGUUUAUAGUGAAAAGUGAUGUAGUGCCUAAAGAACGAAACACAUAAAUAAGGGAACGGAACUGUAGAACUAGACUUUAGAGAGAAAUAGAGAGACAGAGCUGGAGUUUGGCAUACAAAGUUAGCGAUCAUACAACAUACAACAUAUUUUAUAAAUGUGUAAAUGUUUAGCCAAAAGAAAAACAACAACAAACUAAAUACUCUAAUCUCUAGUUGUAUGGACUUUCAGUUUACAGUAGUUAAAUGUUUAGUUUAAAAGAAUACACAAACACACAAAUACAAAACCCCUUAACUUCCACACAUAUCUCCCCUAAGAAAAAAUGUAGUUCUUAACAAUGUUUGUCUCAAUUUUUGGAGCUUGGCUCGCUAAAAAAAAGAAAAACAUAAUAUUAUUAUUAACUAAGUACAAUGAAGAAAACCAUUUCGAAAUGUUUGCCAUUUUUCAACUAUACUUUGCACUUAUUUCAAUGGGCACUUGACUUAGACAAAAUUACGAAUUUACCGAAAGAAAAACAAAACAACAAAAAAUAAUCAAAAUUGUACAAAAUACACACCAAAAAAAAAGGACAAAAAUAUAUACAAAAAUAUUAUAAUUAUUAUUAUUAUAUGAAGUAAUAAUCCAACAAAUCUUUAGUCGCCACAAAUGUUUGCUUAUUUCCAUUUAAAAAAAAAGAACAGAAAAAAGAGAACACAACAGCAUACGAAAACACUUUUUUAUUAACUAUUACAAAAAAGAUAGCAAAAAUAUUUAGAGACUAAGUAAAUAAAUACCCUAUAUAUAUAUAUUUUUAGAGCAUAUAACCUUAAGCAUAAGUUUAGCCGUCAAAACGAAUAAAAACAGAAACACAAAUCUAAAACAAAAUCUCUAAAAAAAAUAUGAAUUUUUAUUUCAAAAAAUGCAUUUAACGGGUUUCAAAGCUUUUGGACAAAGCUUUGGCAUCCUUUAAGGACACAUUUGAAGGUAAAAGCUUGUUGUGGGGCAUGCGCCUGCGCCUUGCCACAAGUUGCACGUGAACUGAACUGUACCCAGGGAACAGUUUUUGUUGCUGCCGCUUCUGCUUCUGCUGCUGCUGCGGCGACUGAUGAUGUAGGUAAAGUCCUCAAUUUCAAGUUGGUGAAGGACUCGACCUUAUAGUUUUGACAUACGAUAUCAUGUCUGCUGCGACUACUCGUCGUAUAUAUAUGGUGCUAAGAACGACGAUGACGUUAAUCGCCAGAUGCCACAUGCUACGUGCCCCAUGCUGCUUGCAACACACGCCGCAUGCAAGUGCUCGCAAAGCCGCUAAAUGCAAAUGCAACUGAUUACAAUUUUGAUGAGAAGCCUCACAUAAUCUCAGUCCACAUAUGUGGCUUGAUCCUUGACGGCAGCUUUGGGUCGGCUUUUUGAAGGUUUUUUGACAAUUUUGUAAGGAAUUGUAAAUGUAAUCUAAUCUAUGUUAAUUUGGCUUAU